AUGAACCCCGGUACUUCGAUGUUUUGGGCGAGCCCGCCCCAGGAUCACACCAAUCCCACUGAAGCCUUCCCAGAGCGCGGACCCGAUGGCAAGAUCCUGGUUAUUCCUCGCCUUGAGCAGGACUAUCCCCAGGCCGCGAAGUACUGGACUAAACGAAAAUUCGAAGACUUCAGGAGAGCCGAAGAUGUCACCGUGCCAGGCGCCACCAAGGGCAGCAAAGGCCCUGCGCGUCUGAAAUUCUCGAACGAGAAUGUUAUGAUGCAGUUUGUUAUCGACGUGCAUGGCAACGUAAUCGAUGGCGACCGGGCAUCCGCUAUCCGUGCGGAAAUGCGCGCUUGGAUACGAGGCCGUCAGGACCUCCCGGAGACAUGGAAGGGAGGCGCCUCUGUCGAGAUGAAAGCUGCACUCUACAAGCACAUGUACGAGUGCUUUCCGGAGCUCCAACUGGGCGACUUCGACUGGAAGGUCGAACAAAUUGCUAUUGACGUUUACGCACAGAUCGCCGUCGGCCUGCGCCGCAAAAAAAAGUCGCUCAAAAAAAAGGCUAGCAAGACAAGCAAAAAACGCGCAAAUCACAUUCCCCGGGAUAGCGCGAUGGAAAUGGACCUGGACGAAGCACCUUACCGGAUGCGUGCUCAGUCAGAAGACCAUCACGGUCCUGCUCCUGAUAUCAUCACAGAGGUGAACAUUUCUGGUGGGUCCGCUCUUCAAGCGAUUGCUGGUGCGCAAGAGCCCAGUCCACUUGCGGUUCCGGACAGUCCCCUCUUUGCAUCUCAAGAUGCGUCUCCUUCCUUAGAAGCAUCCACCGCAAACCCUGUAGCGUCCGGCGGAAUGCCGGCUCCUGUCUCCCACAACUCUCAGCAGGGCAGCUCGAUCGUCUCCGCGACCACGCUCGCCGACGUCUGCGCAACGCUGAAUGCGGCUCGCACGGACGACCACUCUGGUCUCGAGAUCGUUGCGAGCGAUGGGCGUAGCAACACGUCGGAGUCUGCGCCCCGCAGCCGCGCCCACUCCACCCAUGCUGACAAUGUUCCCCAGUCGGCCCAGAUCCCCUUAAUAAUCCCAGACCCCCUCGCUGAUUUGUGGGCCACGUCGGAAACCGGGCCCAACGGCAACGCUGCCUCGCCCCCUCCAUCACCACCACCCACGGCAGGGCCUUCGACGGCCGUCGGCACCACCUCCACAAAGGCAUCAAAAAACGAUGCCCGAGUGCGUGUCUGGCCCCCUACACCUUCGAAAAUGAAGCCAAAAGACCUAUGCGCAAGAAUCUGGAGUGCCCGGAACCCUGAGGGCACCGAGGCGGAAUUUGACGCGUUUUACAAGGAGAAAAUUCCUACUCAAAACAUGCGACAUAGAUAUAUCCGCCUGGACGGUGAAUUGGAAGCCGCACCGAGCAAGAAGGGAGCCCCGAAAACUGGGAACAUCUAA
Molecule: messenger RNA, 1428 nt
Organism: Dichomitus squalens LYAD-421 SS1
Lineage: Eukaryota; Fungi; Basidiomycota; Agaricomycetes; Polyporales; Polyporaceae
Exons: 11
Coding region: 1-1428 (475 amino acids)
Source: RefSeq, a predicted model, not a curated record